Chanos chanos (milkfish) is the source of this 669-nucleotide messenger RNA. RefSeq names its product fatty acid binding protein 3, muscle and heart (gene fabp3). Gene Ontology annotation, molecular function: lipid binding. Bases 100 to 501 code for a protein of 133 amino acids. The transcript has 4 exons. The record is from RefSeq and is a predicted model, not a curated record. NCBI's taxonomy places the organism in Eukaryota, Metazoa, Chordata, Actinopteri, Gonorynchiformes, Chanidae.
UCUCCCUAACUCUCUCUCUCUCUAUCUCUCUCUCUCAUUCCCCAGCUGCCCUGCUUCUCUCGCUCUCAUUCUUGCAUUCACGCUCGCACAGCUCGAAACAUGGCAGACGCGUUUGUUGGCACAUGGAACCUGAAGGAGAGCAAGAAUUUUGAUGAUUACAUGAGAGCUCUAGGGGUUGGCUUUGCCACUCGUCAGGUUGGCAGCAUGACCAAACCCACCACCAUUAUUUCAAAGGAUGGUGAUGUCAUCACACUAAAAACCGUCAGCACCUUCAAAACCACGGAGAUCAAUUUCAAACUAGGCGAAGAGUUUGAUGAGACUACCGCAGAUGACCGCAAAGUCAAGUCGUUGGUGACUCUGGAGGGGGGUAAACUGGUUCACAUCCAGAAAUGGGACGGAAAGGAGACCUCACUGGUCAGAGAGGUGGAUGGGAACAACCUGCUUCUGACGCUCACACUCGGCGAAGUCGUCUGCACGCGAUCCUACGUGAAGGCGGAGUAACAGUGUCCAUUCCAGAUCCGCCCCACGUCCCUGCCCCCCCCCCCCCCCCCCGACUCAGAACGAGGCUCCUCGUCGGUCAGAAGCAUUUCCUACGGGUGUCAACUGUUACGUCCUUCUCUUUGUACUGCUCUACAAUGAACAAUAAAUUCGCUGCUUUAUAUCACUGAA